Molecule: messenger RNA, 999 nt
Organism: Paraphaeosphaeria sporulosa
Lineage: Eukaryota; Fungi; Ascomycota; Dothideomycetes; Pleosporales; Didymosphaeriaceae
Exons: 2
Coding region: 1-948 (315 amino acids)
Source: RefSeq, a predicted model, not a curated record
AUGCUGUCACUGGGCCGAGGCAUCCUGGAGCUUGCGAGGCUCCAGCCACUGCCCUGCCGGCUCCCGGGGUUCGAGCGACCGCGACGACGGGCCAGCAGUGAUGGGCGCGAUCAGCGAGCGCGCGCCCAUCGACGGCGCGAGAGGUGGCAGCGCCCAUCGCUGCCCUUCGCGGCGCGCCAGCGCGACGCUGCAGUUCGGGAUCAUAUCGGGCGGCCUGGGCGCAGACCCUUUUGCUGCCAGGAUGGGGAUCCCUGCCCCGGCGCGCAGGCGGUAGACGUCGUUCGACGUAAAGUACGUGCCGCCGUCCUGAACAGAACAUGGCAAGGCCCCGACCUGAACGCUGCGCCAGACGGCGUGCUGCAGGCCGAAGAGCCCGCCAGCGGCGCCGGACAGGCAGUGGAGCUGGAGCUGGAGCCCUGCCGCCCGCGCUGGCUCGCCUACGGGGGUCUCGCUGCGUCGUCUGUCAUGCAACAGCGCGAAAGCGACCUGGCUCGGCGGCGGAUUACGAGUACCGGCGCUGGGGAGCUGCUUACAACGGGCGAGCCAGCGCGGGCGCCUCUUACUCCAGGCGCUGCCGCGCAGAGCUCGAUCGUCCCAGCUCGUGCACUGCCGUCUUUGUACCUAUUCUUGCUUGCGCCCUCGUUUCCCCGUACUCCACCAAGUCAGCGUCAGCGGGGACUGGUUUGUGCGCCGUUCGCUGCCCCAGAUUCUAACAGCCUCCGUGGCGGCCAAUCAGCGCGCCGGCUUUCGAGAGCUUCUGCACGGCUUCAUACGGGCCAUAGCCAGGUGCAUGCGGCCACCUGCUGCAUCGCCUGUUACAAAAGCAGACACGAGCGAGGCUGGAACGCAGUAACGGUGCUGUCCAACGCUCUGUGCGCCGCCGCCAGCAAUCGCCCUCUGCGGCUCCACGAGUGCUUGCACCGCAUCGCACCGGAACGCUGGCCUUAGGCUCGGAACGUCCGUCCAUACCUCUCCGAGCUGAGUCCUGAGCGGCCUGUU